Molecule: messenger RNA, 5028 nt
Organism: Postia placenta MAD-698-R-SB12
Lineage: Eukaryota; Fungi; Basidiomycota; Agaricomycetes; Polyporales; Adustoporiaceae
Exons: 13
Coding region: 1-4821 (1606 amino acids)
Biological process (GO): SCF-dependent proteasomal ubiquitin-dependent protein catabolic process
Cellular component (GO): SCF ubiquitin ligase complex
Source: RefSeq, a predicted model, not a curated record
AUGGACUUGUCGUUCCUGCUCGCAUAUCUUGCUAUCCUGGCGCAUUAUCUGAUACUCCCGCCCUCAACAGUGUUUGCUCCGCCUCAGCUCCCGUCUCCAGAUGUACGGGAGAUUUUCAUGCUCGUCUACUCGUUGACCAAACUCCUACGAUCAUCCUCGUUAUCCGCCACCCCAUACGCCUUGGUCGUGGCUGCAUUCUUUACACACUUACCGUCCGUUCCCCUUCCGGACGACUUUGCAUACGCCAUAUUACUCUUCGCGUUCUCAUGGGUCAUCGUUGAGUUGCACGUCCCUCAUUAUCCCACGCCGCUCUACUUCCUUCCAUUCGACAAGGUCCUACCACUCAUGAUCCUCAUCUGGCACGGGGUAUCUCGCAUAUUUGUCCCCGUGCUCGUGUUCUUCCUCCCUGCGAUAAUCUUGUCGCUGUUUCUUCUGUCUACAUCGCUAUGGGAUAUGUUUCCACAAGGGCUCGCCUCGAUUCAAGCAGUACCUGCACCCUUGGAGGCGAGGAUGGGCUUCUUGUUGCUAUGCUCCCUGCUGCUUUUGCUGUUACUCUUAUCGCUUGGCAUACUGGUCCUCACGUACCCGAGUCUCUCGUCCAAAUCGUCCUCAAGCACUUGGGACCGGUACUCGGGUCAUAUUGGUAUGGAGGCGCGACGAGCCUUCAUCAAUGUCGUCGUCGAAUAUUCGGCGCCAUUUUACUUCCCACCUCCGCUCAACAUCCUUCAAUCACUCGUGCAGCUUCCCGCCAAGCUUGGAGCCCGUUCAAGGCACAAGGAGCGGAUUGAGAAGGCAAAGAUGGUUGAAAGAGGGGUUUGGCGGUGCAUGACGGCGGACAACGCGAGCGCGCCGUCGGCUACCGCGCUGUCCACGAGAGCGCUGCCCAUUGUUCAGAUUACCAACCUCGCAACGUUAUGCGUUCGAGUGUUUGCAGACAACUUACGGAACCUGUCGGCAGAUGAACGCAUAUGGGAGUCCGUUCGCUCAUACCUCAAAGCACUGCCGGACUCCCUCGCCUCGAGAGUGUUCAACGCACUCAAGUCAACGUGUCCGACGAUCCUGAGCAAUGGGUUCAUACUUGCAGCUGAUCUCGAGCACUCACAGUAUUUCAUCAGGGGCACCUCUAUUGCCUUAGACAAGAGCUUGCUAGCAGGCGUCAACAAGCAGUCUAUAGCGGCCGUCCGCGAAUCUACAUCGAGCAGAACUCUGCGGGAACUGCGUCUAAACGACUUCGAGAAGGAACCAGAUAGCUUGUUUGCAUCCGUGGUGUUAAAUCUCCCGGCACUGCAGGUUCUCGUUUUGCGCGGAUGCACCAAAGUAGGCAACAAGACAACACAGGCGGUCGCCAAGACUUGUGAACGGCUGACGGCUCUCAACCUGAACUACACAUCCGUGCUGCCCGCAUACCUGGAAGAGGUGCUCCUUGCUUGUAAAGAUCUUGAGGUCUUGAAGCUGGCAGGCAUCCUCAAAUGGUCCGAUGCUGCGCUCGUCAAGCUAUGCUCGACCCUGAGUAGUCAGAAAGACUUUGAACUUUCCUCACUACGCUCAAUCAAACUGCGUCAAUUACCUCUCAGCGACACCGCUUUGACGCCCUUGUUCGCAUUGUGUCCAAACCUACGACGCGUCGACCUGUCAUUCACGCUCGUCCGACAUCCGUCCCAGUUAUUAGCCGGCCGAAGUCUCGAAAAACUGUCACUAACCUCUACAAACAUCACUGGCACAGAACUUCUUGCCACGGUUUCUGACAAACACGAACUGGCGACCUUGAACAUCGCCGCCCUGGGAGGAGGACAGGGAUCCUCUGCGGCCAUCUCGAAUUCGUCAGCCAUGAGCAUGACCGACCAGGUGCUCCGCGACCUAACCGAUAUCCUGGACGACUAUCCUCGUCUAGAGCGCAUCAAUCUAGUCGGCAACACGAAAUUAGGGAUGGUUGGGAAGCGUGACGGUCCUCUCGAAGACUUCAUAUUUAGAGUGGGGAGGAGGUGUAAGAUACUGAACCUAGCAAGACUUCCGUCCUUGAAAUCAACAGACCUUGAGGGUCUGGUGUGGAACGGUCCGCCCGAGGAACCCUCGCAGCUUCGCGUCUUGAUUUUGAACCAGACGGCCGUUGACGAUCUAGCAGCAGCAUGUAUAUCAGGUUGUCCGUCACUGGAAAUGCUGGCGGUUGGCGGCACGCGAUUUACCAGUACAGGGCUGUUCCAGAUUAUCAAUGCCUGUCCGAAGCUACAGGAACUCGAUUUGACAAGUUGUCGCGGCGUGAGGGUCGGCGAUCGCCGCAGAUUUUUUGAGGUCAGAACGCACGGCUGGGUCAAACAACAACCCGCCGAGGACGACGCCACAUCCAAUGCUGUUGAUGCGCCACCCAGGCUGCACCGAAUGUGGACGAUAGGAUACUUGUAUGGGAACUGGGGAGACGAGCCACAUCGCCCGACAGUGUUCUACGAAACACUCACUGCGCCGUACGUCCCAGUUUCUCCAGAGCCCGAGCGUCCACGGGAGCGCAAUACUGCGCGUGCGUCGCCACCUCCAGGCUACUACCCAGCAACUCCGCCGUCUGUGCAAAUGGUCCAGUGGGACCACCUAGAUCCUGCACAACUUCCAGACGACGAGUCUGACUCCGACAAUGAGGCAACUGUGGAGGACUUGCGGGAUGAAGACCUUGACUUCCGUAAGCUAUAUAGGCAAAGCAAUCCAUUUGAAUGGGCCACUGGUCAUGCGAUGGUGAACUCGCAACUUCUAUACCCAAUCCGCCGCUGCGUUUCGUAUACCCUUUCUGCCAAUGUAGGCGUGCUCGGCGUCGCACCUAUACCAUACAUCAAGAAAUCCUGGUCCUUAAAGCAGUCGUCUGCAUACGACGACUUCUUGAGAGAGCUCGCUCUCUUCAAAUCUUCAGAACACCUGAAGCCUCUACAAACUAAUGUCGCGCCCGGUAUGAUCGGUGCGUACAUGGACACACGGUCAAUCUCUUUCGCCAUGGAGGUCCCGCACGGCUCGUUCUGGAUCGAGGCGUGCCCGGAUAUGCCAUUAGCCCUUAAGCAGCAAGUCAUGUCUGCUCUUGCCAAGCUUCACGAGCGCGGUGUUCUUCACGGCAAUCUACAACUCUAUAACAUUUGGAUCGGCGCAGACGCACGAGUACAAUUCAUCGACUUUUCAUGCAGUCGCUCCUUGCGUCCUAUUCCGGAAUGUGACAUCAGGCGGGCUACGAAAGCGGAGCUCGAGCAAGAGAGGAUCGUGCUUGCUACCAAACUUGACAUUAGAUCCACCCGCCCGCCAAACCAGCACGAAAUCCCACACCGUUUCAUGAUGCCCGGACAGUCACCGCAGCAGGUGCAGGACGCCAUCGACCAAUUCCGGAUGACUGUGGAAGCGAUGGAGGCUCUACGCGUCCGUAAUCUCACUCCGCUCGACGAUUACGAUCCAUACAAGCAAAAUACACGCAAACACCGACAUUCUGACGAUCCGGAACAGCGCCACGUCAAGCGGCGUUACAGGGACGUGCCGCCAGAGGUCAUGCCCCUCAAUCCAUACCCCACUUCUUCGUGGCAUGUCUUCGAACUGUCAUCCAGCGUCGGCGAUCUACCUCCUGCGUGCCGGUCACGUAAGCGACAGAGAGAUCCUAUCGUCCGCGACUACGCCUUCAAGCCUUCUCCUUCUUCCAGCGUAUUGAAGUCUUACGAACGCAACACGAAGUCCUUUUCAGAGGUUUCGUCUGCGCACGAUGAUCUUCUUCCCGCGGCUACCUCGUCGGUGGCUUCGACUCCUAUCAAAAUACAUGAUUACGCUCACCAGCGUUACCCAGGGAUACGAGGAUGGUAUGUCCCGCACCCACCGACCGAGAACAGGAUGUCCAUAGACCGUGUCAUCUACAUUCGCGGAACGAAUUCUGCCGAGUGCCUGCGGGCAGGUUUGCCGUACUUCGAAGGCGAUAUGGACAACUGUGUAGCCCCGUUCUUCAAGAGGAGUGGCAUGGGCAGAUCAGGGCGGUCCAUCUCCUAUGGCACACUGAAGCGACGGAGAGAUGCAGAGGAAAACCCCGAGGGAGGCGUCGCGCCCCUCUUGAAGAAGAGACGUUUCAAGUUGUCUGAGGAAGACUACGAUCUCGAUUUGCUACAGUCAAACGAAUACUUGGACAUCAGAGAUGGCCCUGUAGCACUGACACAAGAGCAGACUCGCUACCGGCCCGCAAAUAAACGAGAUCGGACAUGGCGGCCUAAGCCUCGCGAUCAAUCUAGUCCACGCGGCAUUCUGCGCAAUAAAGUGCAGCCGAGGCCAAUACUUGGGCAUCGCGCACAAUGGAGUGACCAAGCCGACUUGUGCUAUUCGCCCAAGUUAGGUCCUAUACCUCUUCCAUUGCCUUAUCAAACGGCCACGCCGAUACUUGGCGCCUUUCUUGAAAACGAUGAAGAGGAUGGACCUGCGCAGCUUCCACCAUCGGACGACGAACUCAGUGACGACGAAUCCUCUGACACUCUCGAUGGAACGAGUCCUACCCCGUCGGUCAUCGAGCCGAAGGACGACGUCGCUUAUGCUUUGGCUGCCGCUACUCUGGGGCUGCCCAAGCCGGUGCAAGAAGAUCCAGCUCCCAUUCGUCUUUUCCCUGAGCCUAGAGUGUUCCAUGUGCCGGGCUCAUUCCCGACCUCUUACGAGGAGUCAAACCCUCAACGAGGUCCCCUGUACGGAUCUGAAUUCAGUCUCGCGAAUGUUGCUUGGCGUGAGGUCUUCGGAAUCCGUCUUCAGCAGAGCAUCCAAGACCUUGCAAACGCUAUUCAGCUGGUGGCGGUGAAGUUCCGGCGCAGCGAUUCGGUCUGGAAGGUGGUGUAAUGAACGUCUUAUCAAAAACCUGUCUAAUAUACUCAGGUUAGUUUCGUCAUGCGACACCGGUUCCUGAAAUUAUUUGUUAUUGGGAUCUUUUGUGGACCCUUUUAUUAGUCACGUUGUGAUCUCCUGUGUGCUCUUCGCUCGUCGUGUUUUGACAUAUCGUGUGUAGCUUGAUUUGCAUUUGUACAAUGACAUUGCUCGCUCUGGCGC